UCCCAGUCCCUGGAGAGGUCUCACCCCUCACCAAGAUGCACUCAGGGCCUAUUAGGAGUACAGCAUGACGGGAAAAACUGAAUUAGGCAUGGCAGGGGCUAAACUGUUGCACUUACUCAUUCGUUCAUUCAUUUCGCUGGCGUGGGAUCUAGAGGGUGAAGGGGAACCAGAGCGCACAAGGGAACUGACUCAGGAGGCAGAGAAGAUGGGCAUCCUCAGCGUAGACUUGCUGAUCACACUGCAAAUUCUGCCAGUUUUUUUCUCCAACUGCCUCUUCCUGGCACUCUAUGACUCGGUCAUUCUCCUCAAGCACGUGGUGCUCCUGUUGAGCCGCUCCAAGUCCACUCGCGGGGAGUGGAGGCGCAUGCUGACCUCAGAGGGAAUGCGCUGCAUCUGGAAGAGCUUCCUGCUCGAUGCCUACAAACAGGUGAAAUUGGGUGAAGAUGCCCCUAACUCCAGAGUGGUGCAUAUCUCCAAUCCCGAAGGAGGUGACAACGAUGGAAAUGGUGCCCCGGAUAAGACAGUUGAUGGAGCCGAGUGCCAUCUUCUUGACUUUGCCAGCUCUGAGCGCCCACUGGUGGUCAACUUUGGCUCAGCCACUUGACCUCCGUUUAUUAACCAGCUGCCAGCCUUCAGCAAACUGGUGGAAGAGUUCUCAUCAGUGGCUGACUUCCUGUUGGUCUACAUUGAUGAGGCUCAUCCUUCAGAUGGUUGGGCGGUGCCUGGUGAUUCUUCUUUGUCUUUCGAGGUGAAGAAGCACCAGAACCAGGAAGACCGAUGUGCAGCAGCCCACCAGCUUCUGGAGCGUUUCUCCUUGCCGCCCCAGUGCCGAGUUGUGGCUGACCGUAUGGACAAUAAUGCCAAUGUAGCUUAUGGGGUAGCCUUUGAACGCGUGUGUAUUGUGCAGAGACAGAAAAUUGCUUAUCUGGGAGGAAAGGGCCCUUUCUACUACAACCUUCAAGAAGUCCGGCGUUGGCUGGAGAAGAAUUUCAGCAAGAGAUGAAAUCUAAGUUAGCAGUUAAAGGUAUGAUUGUAAUAGAGCUUUCUUUUUUAAAAAGAAAAUUAUGUACAGGAAAGCAAACUAAGAACUGAAUCCACUAUUCCAACUGAAUCCCAUUGCCUCACUGAAAGACAGGAAUUUACAUGUCAGAAGAACAUAAACCUCUAACAUCUCAAUACUUCUUUUACCACUCAAAUGGCAUUUGGCUAAAUAGUGAUGGCUACCCCAUCACUUCUCUUUCUAGUGAAAAGCCCUGGGGGAAAAGAUCCCAAGAUGGAGAGGAAGAAACCCUGUUUCAGCAUGUGUUCAUUCUGCCUUGAGAAAGAAGUGAUACCGCUGAUGCAUGCUUUGGGACCUGAAGAAAAGACUUAUGUGAAUAACUACUAUGUGAGGGAGGCUACUGUCCUGUUGGUAUAAGGGGUGUUGCCUUGGCUUUAUUCAGCACGGAUAGAGCCCACCUGGAAAAUUCCCAAAUAUUUACCUGUACUGUCCUUGAACCCAGGCCAUGUGGUUAGGAUCUUGGUAUUUAACAUGUUAGAGUAGUUUCUGAUGUUCUUGUUUCUAGCCAUUUAGUGCUCUAUGCCGGUCUAAAUAUCCCAGAACUCAUAGUGUAUUUGUAGAGAUCACAAAUAAUCCCUCAACCUGGAGGGUUAGAAUAAUCAUCUAAAAUCUGAGGGUUACUUUCUAGGCAGGUGGAAAAAGUGCUAGAAGAAAAUCAAGUUGACAAGCUAGGAAAAAGAGGCAGAAAAAUUAGGAGGCUUCUUAGAGUUUCACCAUGAAGCUGUAGAGAGGGAGACUAAUUUGUUAGCGAUAGAAACAUGAAAAUGUACACAAGGCCAGAAAAAGAAGCUUAACUAAAAGUAGCAUAGAGAAUAUACAUGUGAAAUCAAUGCAUUUAUCAUAUACUCUUAGACUGAGGGAGAAAAGGAGAUUGAAAGGAAAAAAACACACUUCAAUAUUUGUAUGUAUGAGGAUUUUUUUGUGGAAAUAAUUACUUUUGAAACGUGUUUGUGGUGUGUAUAUUUUCAGGGGGUAAAUUAUACGCCAAGAUACUGAUUAAAGGUAAAACCAGUGGGUCCAGUGGUGCUGGUCUAUGCCUCUCCAUCCCUACAGUUAUGAUGUGGCCCCACUCAUUCUUGGUCUCAGUCUCUAUAACAGUGUUUUCUGGAUGCUGAGCUGAAGAGCAUCCUCUUCAGGUCAGAAAUAUAUAUAUAUAUAUUAUGUAUUUUCUCAGCUGCUGUGGGAGAUAGGUGCCCUGGCCAUUCAGCUGCAGCACCGUUUUCUUCCCAAAGUAGGUCAACUAUAAUGAAUGAUAAAUGCAAACAAACAAGGCUUCUUCAGUUGCAAAAUAGAAGAGGGGAAUGUUAGUUUGAGACAAUUCCCAUCAAUAAUUUUGGAGGCUUUGAUAUAAGGCAACACUCAGUUGCAUAGAAUUUGGUAAAAUGGAAUUCCCAUUUAUGUUUGAAUUUGGACUUGGGUCUUCCUUUGUUUCUAUCAGCUGAAGUCUAGUAAUUUAAGGCCUCUAUAAUACAUUAUGAUAAUGUUAUUUUAAUAUAUAGAUACUAUAUUUUGCUUUAAAAUAAAGAUACUAUAGUUUUACCUAUAAGCAAUAUCUAAAUAGCCUAACCUCCAAAAGAAUAGACCAACGAAUUUUGUUACAUAAAUUUUUUACUGUAAAUUUGAGGAUGCUAUCAAAUCACAGUAUAUGGGUGCAUUUAUAUGUACAGUCAAAGGUUCUUAUGACUAUUCCAUUAAUAAUUGAAUCAUAAAAUAAAGCUAAUAGAAAAAGAGACCUAAGGUUGAAAAUAUCUUCCUGAACUAGUUGCCUGAAAUGAGAAAAAAGUGGGAAUUGAGUGUGCAAAAACCAAAAGUCUAUUUUUUAAAAAACUGAGGCAACAUAGCAGUCAUAUCACUAGAUUAUCAUUUAGCUAUUAAAGCAUUAUUUUAACUGAUUAUUUUUUAGAGCAGUAUUUAAGCUUACCAGUGUUUUAAAUUCUAAAAAACACACCCACAGAGAAACAAAGCAAAUUUUGAAAAUGUGUCAUUAUCUAACGAAUUUCUGGAAAAUCCCACUGAGAUUAGAUGAUUUCAAUUGUUAAACACUAUACUCAAGGCUUAUCAGUGGGCCCCAUUGAUUUUUAUCUUCAAAAUGGUGUUGAGAUUUAUGUAUUACCCUAGAGAAGUAAAAUGAAAAAUUGGUUAUGGCACACUCACACUAUUGUCCUUAAACUCCCCCUUUGUUCAACGUGUGCAAUAAUGGAACAGGAUGUUAGAGAAGCUGGUGGGGGGAUGAGAUUUGGCUAAGGCAGUCAGCGCUAGUCGUCUGGGGAAAAGGAUGAUGAAAAAAUCACCCAGUUGUGAUAUACUUUUAAAGAAAGAGAAAGUUGUGUGCGGGCAAUUCCUCUCCCAGAGGACAGUCCAGUGGAGAAAUGAAGCAGCGGAAGUAAACAUACAAGGGCAUAGGCUGAAUAUCAGGGAAAAAGAUAUGUUCAAUAGAACAUAGAUGAGUUACUGGAAGAAAGGCAUUUAGGGGGCCAAUGGAGAAAGUGAAUUGACAAAGCUCAGGAAUCCUACAGUGUGUAGAACGGCUUAGUAUUAUCAGAGUUCUGAGAAACCUGUAAAUAUGUAACUUAUUUAUCUCAACAUAAACUUUUAUGAUUUGCUGUGACGUAUCUUUUAUGAACUUAACAAAAACUCAUUAUUUGAGAUAGAGAAUCAAUGCUUAGCUGGUAUGCUCAGAGAAAUUAUUAGAUUGUCAAUACCCACCCCACCUAUCCUGUCUUUUAUAAAGUAUGUUCCUUUGAAGAAUUGUAGUUCUUAUUCUCACAAGUCAAAAUUAUAUGUAUAUAAUGUAUAGUAUAUGUAUAUACUAUAUAUAUACCUUUGAGUUCUUCUUAGUACCUAAACAUGUUCCCCCCGUAGGCUGUGUUUCCAUGGAGCUAUCAGUUUAGCCCUUUAAAUUGAAUUAGCUUGUCUUUUAUUGAAAUAGUUUCCAAGCAAUUUUAGAUAUUAUCAUAGCAUCUGAAUGUACUCAAACAUUUCGUGUUUGAAAGAUUUAUGUCUUGGAACUAUUCAAAACUACUGUAUUUUAUUGAUUAGAGAAAAUACUAGUGAAAUCAACAUGAUUUUCUUGAAUGGGCAUGAAUGAAAUGCCUGUACAAUAAGGUAGAAGCGUUGGAAACAGAUACUAAAAUGUAACUGACCUCCUAAGAGGUAGAUUAGUAACUCUGUUCUUGCUUUGUAUAGCUAAAGUGACAGUCAUUUAACUUAUGUGACUUUUUAUAUUCAUGUUUUGGAUCUCUGAUCCUAUGUCUUCACCUUGUUUGUAGAAUGGAUCCUUGAUUUUUGGUAAUAUCAACUUCUAAAUGGCCUAUUGAAUUAGUUCAAUUCUCCUUCCAUUAACCAGGAAAUGCCUAUUCUAUGAUCAAGGAGAGAAGAAAACCUUGCUGUCUUUCAUUUUGCCUGAGUGUAUUUUAAUGUUUGGGCUCUUGAAUAAAAAUUAUGAAAUAUGGUGAGGCUAUGCGUGGGUGCUGCCUUGCUGCAUAAAAUACCAGAGGGGCAGGUUAAAGACAACAUUUAUGCCUUUGGGAAAAUUCUCAGCUGAAUACGAGGUACCCUUAGCAUGCCCUGUGGGCUACGUUCAUGGCAAGAGAAAUGCACUGAUGUACAGGACUUCCCAUUCUGUGAAUCAUAAGAGGAUGAACCUGGACAUGUAUCCCACUGACCUCUGACUAAUGGUUUGGAAAAUAAGCUUAAUUAGAAUCACAUGGCCAUUACAAAGGGGAAAAUAUAGACUCUGACUUCUGUCCCAUUGAAGGAUUAAUGAAAACCUUUACCAGCAUUUGGAGCUUUUCAGAACAUGCCCAAUGUCAUGUCUCUCAGCAGUGGAGAUUAACAGUGAGGCUUUUGAUUUUCAGGAGCUUUUAAAAAAAAUGAUAUUGCCAAAAAUCAGACCUAAAGUGUUUUUAGUUGUAUUCCAAUCUCCUCCCCACUUCCUCCUUUAUCUAAAAAUACAAGCCAAACCCAGUCUUCAUAUGUACGUCCAGAAUGGGGCAUAAGUACCAACCUUUGCAGGGUGAUCAGCACUCUCUUGUAGUGUCUUGAGGUCUGGGCUUGGGAGAGUCAAGAAGUUGCUAACUGGGAAGAACUAGGCCGUGAGGGCUCAGUCUACUGAUUUGGGAAUAUUUGAAAAGAAACUUCUCAUCAUUGGAGGAGGGCUGCUGAGUAUCAUUAAGUGACUUGAGGAUGAACUCAAUAUUGGGCCACUUCCUAAUGCCUUAUGUUCUGGAUAGCACCAUAAGCAAGGUCUCAGACUUAAGAGACCCAGCUCUGUUCCAAGGGAACUCUAAACCAAUAGAAAGCAAACAUGUACAGAUAUCCAAACAAGACUACUCACACAAGUUGGGGCUUGCUGCCCAUCUUGGGCGGCAGCACCAGAGCUCCGGGGAGUUUAAUAUUUACUGGUGAGACUUUGAAGACCCUGGAGAUGUUUCAUGAAGUCACUCUUUUGGCUCAACACUCCCCCUUCCUCCUAAAAAGCAAAUAGGUAAACACAUCAGUGAAAGAAGCCCACAGAAGGGAGUGGGAAAUAAAUAAAAUGCUCUCAAGACUUCUCCAGACCAUGUCACUGGUUGGUACGGUUUUCAUGUGCGUUAGGAUUGGAGGACAAGAAGACAUAAGUAUCCAGUACUUUAUAACCAAAGCAAUGAAAAGAUAUUGGGUAGGGAAUGUUGGCCAGUUUUGUUUAGUUUUGCAUCACAUUACCAGACUCUAUCACUAGCCCAAGUAAUCGGGCCCCCGAAGAGGGAGAUUGGGAUGCGCAGAGGUUACCAAUGUGUAAAUGAUAACUACUGACGAAAGAGUCAUCGACUCAGUUAGUGGUUGGAUGUAGUCACAUUAGUUUGCCUCUGCCCAUCUUUGUCUCCUUAGCAAGGAGAAUGAUCGGGGUAUGAUGCUGUGAGUACUGGGUAAAUGUGGUGAGAAUGCAUGUGUGUAUAUCUCUGCUUCUCAGUUGCAGAAACAGAAGUUCUUUGGAGAUUAUCAGUAGAAAGAGUGUUACUAUAUUGGUGCUGAGUGGUACGUGUGCUUUUACAAUUUGUUCUUGUACUUUAAUAAACUUUGAAUAAAAGAGUAAAGUUA
Molecule: messenger RNA, 6139 nt
Organism: Diceros bicornis minor
Lineage: Eukaryota; Metazoa; Chordata; Mammalia; Perissodactyla; Rhinocerotidae
Gene: DIO2
Product: iodothyronine deiodinase 2
Exons: 4
Molecular function (GO): thyroxine 5'-deiodinase activity
Source: RefSeq, a predicted model, not a curated record